ACGAUGUAAAUAAAUAGGCCAAAAAUAUGGGAAGAUGAAGGACUUCAAGGAAGAAUACAUUAUAAUAUUUAUUGUCUAGUGUUAUUACAUAUAUAUUUUUUUAAUUUUUUUUUUCAGAGCACUGCUUAGCUCUGGUUUAUGGUGGUGUAGGGAUUAAACCUGGGACUUUAAAGCCUCAGGCAUGGGAGUCUCUUUGUAUAACCAUUAUGCUAUCUACCCCUGCCACAUUAUAUGUAUAUUACACCAUCUGACAUUUGUUUCACCUACAAAUGUAAUAUAUUUACUUAGGCCUUUCUUCAAUAUCUUUAAACAAGAUUGUACCAAUUUCGCAACAAUGCACUGCACAUUUUCUGCCUACUUUUUUCCCUCAGUGUCAUCUUUUUAUUGAUAUUACAGAUUAUAAAUUCAGUGGGGCUUUUGGUCUUAUGAAUGAAAUGGUGGCUGUCUCACACCUAAAGCACAAUGCUUCAAUAUACACAUGCUUAGUAGGAGAUACUUUAGUCAAGCUAGUGAGAUAUGUCUCCCCAUAGUGAGGUUUUGUUUGAAGAAGGGUGGUCCCUGAGACUGACUCUCAGCAAUGCUCUAGUAUGGAAUGUGAUAUUGUUAACUGGUGAUACAAUCAGUCCACUGGCAUGGUCCAGGAGGUGGUGCAGUGGAUGAAGCAUCGGACUCUCAAGCAUGAGGUUCUGGGAUCAGUCCCUAGCAGCACAUGUACCAGAGUGAUGUCUGGUUCUUUCUCUCUCUCCUAUCUUUCUAGUUAAUAAAUAAAAUCUUUAAAAAAAAAAAAAAAAGACAAUCAGCCUACUGGCUACCAGAUGGCUGAGUCAGCUUCACCCUUCAAGACUGUAACUUUUUUACUCUCCAAACAGCAUCUCUCCACGCCUGGGAGCCACCCUUCUCCUCACUGCCUCUGAAUGCAACUGGGACUCAGAGUCCACAUACAGCUGAGGCCAUGCAGUGCUUCUCUUGUGUUGGCUUGUUUCACUUAAUGCAGUGCCCUUCAGUUUCAUCCAUAAUGUCUUACGUGGCAUGCAAGUGGAAACAAGGCUCUUCCCAAAACUUCAGAUCACUAAGCACUGAGGUUAUGCCUGUGGCCAGUUUCCACCACGCCCAUAAGCAAACUCUGCUCUCUACCCAUUAAGAUGCAUACAGCCAUGCAAAAAGCUGGCCUGGAAAAAUAACACCCUGUCAUAUUUGCAUCUCUCAAGUGGUGUGUGGUCCUCAGGCGAGGCUAGUGGACAGAAACACCUGGGCUUAUUAUAAGCAUCUGCGUCAUGAAAGAACUGGAAGCAUUAUACCUCUACUCUUAGGAUGUGCCAAUGGGUGUCCAAGAAAGAUUCUUAUGAAACUUCAUCCCUCUAAGUUUCCUGCGAAGAAUUAGCUUACACCUACUCUAGGGCAAGAGUUUGGUGCCUUCUGACGGUAGGUCUCAGCUGCGGAUGAACAGUCUUUCUUCUCUGUCAAGCAACAGGUGGGUCUUAGAGCCACCCAGGAAGCAGGGACAGCAUGCUGACUCUGAGUCCUGUCAUCACCGUGUCCUAUGGAGUCAAGAGUGCCUUUCUGGUCCUCUCCAUCCUGGAGUUCUCCCUGGGGAUCCUGGUUAACAGCUUCAUUGUCCUGGUCAAUCUCUGGGACGUGGUGAGAAGACAGCCGCUGAGUCACUGCAACCUGGUCCUGCUGUGUCUGAGCCUCACCCGGCUCUUCCUGCAUGGGCUGCUCUUCCUGGAGGCCAUCCAGCUCAUCUACUUCCAGAAGAUGAAAGACCCACUGACCCUGAGCUACCAGACCAUCAUCUUGCUCUGGAUGAUUGUCGAGCAAGCCAGCCUCUGGCUGGCCACCUGCCUCAGUCUCCUCUACUGCUCCAAGAUCAUCCGCUUCUCUCAUAUCUGCCUGGUCCACCUGGCCCGCUGGGUCUCCCAGAGGAUGGGGCAGCUUGUCCUUGGGGCCGUCUUCUCCUCUGCAGUCUGCACUGUCUUCUGCUUGGGGUGUUACUUCAACCAAACUGGCUUCUUGGACAACAGUGUGUUUUUCCUGAAUGGCAGUGCCGAGCAGGCCUUGCAGGUGCCCAAGCUCAACUUGUUCUUCCACUCCUUCCUCUACUGCAGCCUGAACACUGUCCCCACAUUCCUGACUCUUCUGGGCUCCUCGGGGUUGCUGAUUGUCUCCCUGGGGAGGCAUCUGAAGACCAUGAGGGCCAGCUCCAGAGGUGCUGGUGACCCCAGCCUGGAGGCCCACAUCAGAGCGCUCAAGUCCCUGGUGCCCUUUCUCUGCCUCUACAUCGUGUCUUUUGGAGCAGCACUGCUCUCCUUACCUCUGCUGUUGCUGUGGCACAAGAAGGUUGGAGUCAUGGUCUGUGUGGGCGUCAUGGCAGCCUGUCCCUCAGGACACGCCAUCAUCUUGAUCACAGGGAACCCCAAGCUGAGGAGGGCUGUGAGGAGCCUGCUGGUCUGGGCUCAGAGCAUCAGGAAGGUGAGGGUGGAGUCCAGGAAAUCAGUGCUCUGCUGAGAGCUCUGCUGAGACUCAUGGGCUCCUGAUACACAUGCGUCUGAUUGUUCUUAAGAUUUUGGAAACCGGGACUGGGGGAACAGCAUAAUGGUUCUGCAAAUGAUUCUUGUGCCUGUGGUGCUGAAGUCUUAGGUUCAUUCCACAGCAGGGCAACAAACCAGACCUGAUCAUUGUUCUG
Erinaceus europaeus (western European hedgehog) is the source of this 2683-nucleotide messenger RNA. It is a transcript of the gene TAS2R38, whose product is annotated as taste 2 receptor member 38. Gene Ontology annotation, molecular function: bitter taste receptor activity; G protein-coupled receptor activity. NCBI's taxonomy places the organism in Eukaryota, Metazoa, Chordata, Mammalia, Eulipotyphla, Erinaceidae. The record is from RefSeq and is a predicted model, not a curated record. Gene Ontology annotation, biological process: detection of chemical stimulus involved in sensory perception of bitter taste; sensory perception of taste; G protein-coupled receptor signaling pathway. Gene Ontology annotation, cellular component: membrane. Bases 1507 to 2505 code for a protein of 332 amino acids. The transcript is spliced from 2 exons.